This is a messenger RNA of Cucurbita maxima (winter squash), 1360 nucleotides long. RefSeq names its product thiamine thiazole synthase, chloroplastic-like. The transcript is spliced from 3 exons. Lineage: Eukaryota; Viridiplantae; Streptophyta; Magnoliopsida; Cucurbitales; Cucurbitaceae. Bases 69 to 1142 code for a protein of 357 amino acids. Gene Ontology annotation, biological process: thiamine biosynthetic process. The record is from RefSeq and is a predicted model, not a curated record.
UUCCGCCCAUCUCCUUCACACACACUCAUCCCAAAAUUACAUCUCCUCUGUUUUCAUCUGCUUCAAAAAUGGCCUCCAUUGCUUCCUCUCUCCCCACCAAGCUUCACAGGCCCUCCUUGCUCGACUCCUCCUUCCAUGGCUCCCCUUUGCUCCCUACUCCUUCUUUCCGCCUCAAACCCACCACCGCUGCCGCCUCCCUCUCCAUCUCCGCCUCCGCCGCUCAGCCUCCCUACGAUUUGAACCAAUUCAAAUUCAACCCCAUCAGGGAGUCCAUCGUCUCCCGGGAGAUGACCCGCCGCUACAUGACCGACAUGAUCACUUACGCCGACACUGACGUCAUUGUCGUCGGAGCUGGAUCCGCCGGUCUCUCUUGCGCUUAUGAACUCAGCAAAGACCCCUCUGUUCGAGUCGCCAUCAUCGAACAGUCCGUCAGCCCUGGCGGCGGUGCAUGGCUUGGCGGCCAGCUCUUCUCUGCUAUGGUGGUGCGGAAGCCAGCCCAUUACUUCUUGGACGAGCUGGAAGUGGAGUACGACGAACAAGAGGACUAUGUCGUGAUAAAGCACGCGGCUCUGUUCACAUCAACGAUCAUGAGCAAGCUGUUGGCCCGGCCGAACGUGAAGCUGUUCAACGCCGUGGCGGCAGAGGAUUUGAUCGUUAAGGAAGGCAGAGUCGGCGGCGUGGUCACCAACUGGGCGCUGGUGUCCAUGAACCACGACACACAGUCCUGCAUGGACCCCAAUGUGAUGGAAGCUAAGGUCGUAGUCAGCUCAUGCGGGCACGACGGACCAUUCGGCGCCACGGGAGUGAAGCGGCUGAAGAGCAUCGGGAUGAUUGACAGCGUGCCGGGAAUGAAGGCGCUGGACAUGAACACGGCUGAGGAUGCCAUUGUUAGAUUCACCAGAGAGGUGGUUCCGGGAAUGAUUGUGACAGGGAUGGAGGUUGCGGAGAUCGACGGAGCGCCAAGAAUGGGGCCGACGUUCGGGGCGAUGAUGAUAUCAGGGCAGAAGGCGGCGCACUUGGCGCUGAAGGCGUUGGGGAAGGCGAACAGCAUUGAUGAGAAGGGGGAGAACGGAGGAAGGAAGGUGGAAGCAGCAGAGAUGGUACUGGCGGCGGGAGAGACGCCGGAGGUUGCAGAUGCUUGAAGUUUUUCAUUUAAUUUGGUUUGGGGUUGGUGUGUUUGUUCGUUUGUAGUGAGUUUUGAGUGAAGAAGAAAGGGGUUGGGUUUUUCAUGUGAUAGCUCUGUUGUUUUCGUAGCAUGAUGGGUUGGCGUUGGGGUUUGUGGCUCAGUCAAACACAAUAUCAGUUGCCUUUUUUCUUUUUUUGUCUCUCUUUUUGGUUAAUAAAUAUGGGGUUUCCAAGA